This is a messenger RNA of Corticium candelabrum, 1336 nucleotides long. RefSeq names its product procathepsin L-like. Gene Ontology annotation, molecular function: cysteine-type endopeptidase activity. Lineage: Eukaryota; Metazoa; Porifera; Homoscleromorpha; Homosclerophorida; Plakinidae. The record is from RefSeq and is a predicted model, not a curated record. The transcript has a single exon. The coding region runs from base 84 to 1196 and encodes 370 amino acids. Gene Ontology annotation, cellular component: lysosome.
UUAUUUAUCAUCUGACCAUAUGCUCAUUGACCUUUGUCUUUGCUUUACACAACCAACUGUACUUCUGUUCAUCACAUCUCCAGAUGCUUGUCACAUUGACAAUCCUAGCUUUGAGCUCGAUACUACUGCCGGGUUGCAGUCAACAACAUGAUCCCGACUUGGAGACAGAAUUCAAAACGUGGAUGGCAAAGUACAGUAAAGAGUAUGCCAACAUGGAAGAAUUUGGGGAGAGACUCGAAUUGUUCAAGUCAAACAAAAUCAUGAUUAUGGAAGAAAACAGGAAAAUGCAGGGACACCAACUGGCUCUGAAUCAGUUUGCGGACAUGUCUCAGUCCGAGUUCAAAUCCAAGGUCCUCAUGCCCAAACGCCGUGCAUCAUCCUUUCCACCUGAACGAUAUGCACAGCGUGUGGACAUCAGAGAUGUUGACCUUCCUGAUUCGUUCGACUGGCGUGAGAAAGGAAUCGUAACUCCAGUGAAAGAUCAAGGCACGGUGGGCACGUGCUGGGCAUUCAGCACGAUCGAAAACAUCGAGAGCCAAUGGGCCAAAGCAGGACACACCUUAACAAGUUUAUCUGUCGAGCAACUCGUAGACUGCGAUAACACGGUCGAUCCGAAGAACAUGCAUGCUGAUUGUGGAGUGUUUGGAGGAUGGCCGUAUCUCGCAUAUGAUUAUAUUAAGACCAUGGGAGGGCUCGAGUCCGAGCAAGACUAUCCCUACUGUAGUGGGACCGGCAAGUGUUACCCUUGCGCUACAAGCAAGUACAACAAAACGAGAUGUGGCCCUCCGACUCCAUACUGUCGCAAGAACGACAGUUGUGAUGCAAGACUCGACAGCAUGAAGUUUGUUCCCGGAUUACGAGUUCUCGAUUGGGUCGCAAUUCGAGGAGAGGAAACAGAAAUGAUGUCACAGUUGGUAACACGCGGUCCCCUCUCUAUUCUAAUCAACGCCGAGUUUCUCCAGUUUUACCACUCGGGCGUGUGGUCGCCGCCUAAAUUUUUGUGUGGCAAUGACACAGAUCAUGCCGUCUUGCUCGUCGGCUAUGGAACAGAGAAAGUGCUGUUUGGUGAAAAGCCGUAUUGGCUGGUGAAGAACAGCUGGGGAAUGAAAUGGGGUAUGGACGGCUACUUCAAAUUGGAGAGAGGAAAAGGCAUAUGUGGUGUGGAAACUGGAGUAACAAGUGCAGUGGUGUCGUGACGUCACUAAGCCAUCAACAAUCAAACUAAAUCUGUUGUGAUGUGACUUGGAGUUUUGAUAAUCGUCAAAAAAUGUGUUUAUGUUAUUGUGUAUGUAUUCAAUAUCAUCAUCCUGGUCCUGCCUAGCCGGAUCCUUUCGUA